Messenger RNA from Heterobilharzia americana, 3036 nucleotides. The record is from the annotation of a GenBank genome assembly. NCBI's taxonomy places the organism in Eukaryota, Metazoa, Platyhelminthes, Trematoda, Strigeidida, Schistosomatidae.
AUGAAGCUGAUUGUAUGUAAAUAUCAGUACAUUCUCUUCACAUCGUUUAUCCUAUUGUCUUUGAAUGACUGGUUAAUCCGGUGUGAUUUAUUUCAUAUUCAACAUAUUAAACAGGACAAUACUAACAAGCAAAACAGUGUUCAUCAUUAUAAGAGCGUAUUCUACGAUAAUAAUACUGAGUAUCACCAUCAAGGACAUCACGAACACGGCGAUGAAAAUAUGGAUCAUGUUCCUGUUACAUUUAACAAUAUAACGAACAAUACAUCAACUAGGCCAAUUGUUUUGUUAGAUGAAAAUGAUAGUAAUUUUAUAAUAAAUGAAACUUUAUUCAAUAAACUGACGAAGAAAUUUUCAUCAAAUCAAAAUAUUUCCAGUCGAAAACUAACUAAGCCUAAAGUAUUAACCAACAGGAUAUAUUCAGCAUCAUCUUCCAGAUCGACAUCAACCCCACCACCAACACCAAUUAUAUCCGUUACUAAAAUUAUUAAAAACUGGCCACCAAACGAUUAUCGUAUUGAAUUUAUUGAAGAUCUAGUACAAACACAGAUUGGAAUAAAGUUUCUGAAUGAUGAUGAAAAUGAUUUUUCCCAAAUGAUCAUUAUGCCAAAAAUUUCAUCGAUUUAUAUAGUUAAAAAGCGAGGAACAAUACUCAAGGUAGAUAUGACAUCUUUGGAACAACUUGAUAAAUACACUCUGCCACCAUCAACUAAACCCAUUUCAGAAUGCAAUGAUUCAAGGUCCUGUCAUUCAAUUAAAGAAAUUAGUCUUCUCUCUAGAAUGCCAGAUGAACGCAUGAUAUGGCUUUGCUAUGUACAUCACAAUCCAUAUGACAAUCAUCCAAAUCUACAAGCUGAAAGUGGUUGCAUGGUCCCGACAGUUGAAAAUCUUGCUAUACCUUUAGUUCAGUGGGAAAAUCCUCAUUUCAAUUCAUUAUAUCCUGACAGGCCAGCAAGUGUUUUAAAUGCAGCUGAUGGGUUCACUUAUAUCUCUGCAUUUACCUUGGAAUAUCUACGAAUAUUCCGUGCUUACAUGCCUGAUUGGAAUGGUAAUUUCAAUUGGACAGGUGCACUUGUCACAGACAAAAGUCCAACAUUUAUAGCAGAACCUGCACAGAUUUUACUGACAUUUGAAACAAUGAAUGAAAUCUACUUUGUUCUUCGUGAACAACCAAACUCUCCAAUAACUAAAUGUGGACCGCAACCAGAGAACCCAAUAAAUCGUCUACUACCCACGGAGAAAUUAAAACUGUCACAACCAACUUACUGUUUAACAAGUGUUGCACGUUUGGUGAGAGUGUGUAAAGGUGAUCCAGGUGGUUUGCCACAUAUCAGUGCAAAUCGUUUUGCCACAUUUGCAAAGGCUGAUUUGAUAUGCCCUGCUACAAAUAAAAAUGGUGGAUAUUUUAGUUAUACGCAUAUAUCAGCUGCCUACUGGGAUAAUAAUACGAAAUUACUGUACGCUACAUUCACCACAGAAAAAUCUGCACCAACUGGAAGUGCCUUAUGUGUUUAUGGUUUAAAUGAAUUUAAAGCUUCCUUCAGUGGACCAUUAUUACGUACUAAUGCAAUACAAAAUAAUAUGAGAUCGUCGCCUGUACCGAAUUCAUUUUCAAAUAUUUGUUCAAGAUUCAAUUCGAAAAAUAAAACUGACGAAGAAGUGACAGUUGGCCGUCGUUUAUCUCUACGUUUUCCAUUUCGUUAUUUACCUGUUAAACCAUUACAUGGCCAUGCAUUGCUCGCUCAGACAGGUGAUAUUUGGUUGCAUUUACAAGCGUACAACUUACCUGGGCUUACAAGUCACUACCAACAGCCAGAACAAGUCACAACCAGUAUUAUAUGGAUAGGUACAAAGAAACGCAUAAUACAAUUCGCUUUGUACACACAUAAUGACGUAAAAACAUCAUCUAUGGGGAAAACAUACUCAACAAACGAUCAAGAUAAGCCUACAACAACAAUUAUUUGCAAACUAAAAGAAAUCUAUCUUGGACGCCAAAUUGAAUCAUUUAUAUACAGAAUACCUUCAGAAGAAAUUAAUUCGAAUCGAAAUGAGAAUGAUGCAAAACGAAUAAGAGGCAUGAAUUUACGUCCAGUUCAUUCUUCUGAAGAGACUUUCAAAGAUAGUGAGGGAAUCUUUGAACGGGAAGACAAAGAAAUUCAACAUAUAGAAAUAACAGCUUCAAAUCUAUACAUCAUGACAAAUAGACAGUUGUUUCGUCUACCAGUAACAAGAUGCUUUGAAUAUAAAACAUUCAGUGAAUGCCUUCAAUCAAAAGAUCCACAUUGUGGUUGGAAUUGGCCUGAAGGUAGAUGUUCAAGUGGUUAUCUAUUUGAUUCAACUAUACAGAUUAAUCGUUUAAGUACAUUCUCCCCAUCAGUUGAUCAUAGACAGCAUAGUCAUCAUAAUCAAUGUCCAUCUGAAAGUUAUACAAUGAAUAAAAAUAAAGAUAAUUCAUGGACUCCAUGGUAUGAUUGCAGCUGGAUUAAUUCACAACAGAUAAUUGAUCAAAUCCCGAUAACAAUUGAUGAUCAUAAUGAUAUUGACAUGAAUGACAAUAUUACUGAUUACAUUGAAAUGAAUCAACUAGGCAAUUGUCAAUGUCGUGUUUGUAUUAGUCGAACUCAUUGCAUUUUUGGUAUGCAACAAGUGAAAAAUUGUACCCGCUAUGAUGAGAAUUGGCUUCCUUGGUCUACUUGGAGUAGCUGUGACCUAAUCAACAAUAUUCAAGUGAGACAAAGACAAUGUCGGCCAAAUGCAAUCUGUUCUGGUAUUACUAUGGAACAACGAUCAUGUCUAGAUGAUGCAGUUUGGUUUAAGCAAUCUAACUCCAUACCUAAAUCAGCUGGUUACAUUAAUCCUCGAGUCAGUUUUACAGGUCAAACAGAUGGUUUUACACUUACCCAUUUAAUACUUGUCGCAAUAUGUGGACUGUUAACUGGUAGUUUAUUAACAAUCAUAUUAUUCUGGAUAUGUAGACGCCAUCGACUAUCAUUCAAUGAAAACGCAGUUAUUCAAUCAUCAUCAAGUAAAAACACAUAA